Molecule: messenger RNA, 2539 nt
Organism: Cryptococcus deneoformans JEC21
Lineage: Eukaryota; Fungi; Basidiomycota; Tremellomycetes; Tremellales; Cryptococcaceae
Product: endosome protein, putative
Exons: 5
Coding region: 419-2416 (665 amino acids)
Molecular function (GO): protein binding
Source: RefSeq, a predicted model, not a curated record
CUGUAAUAUACCGGAACACCAAGCAUACACAUCCCAGUGGACCAUCAAAUAGUUUCCGAUUGGAUAUAAUAGCAUCCAAAGAACCUAGUGAAAGAUUAUUGCUGGCGACAGUUGAUUGUUGGACCCCGCAACACACAUAAAUACAGAUUUCAUUUUAUCCUUCCAGUCACAACGACAAGGCUCAGCAACCUACCGGAGAAAAGAGCAGUCCUCAAAUAUCGCAAAUUACAAGUUCCUUUCAUUCCCUCUCACUAUCCAUCCUUCAACCCUUGUCUCUUGCCCCCACUCUCACAUCACAACUUCAUUUCAGUGUCACAAAACACACGGAGCGUCUGAGUUUAGGUAAUCCUGCCUCGCAAAAUAAACUGCUCUGUUCCUUGAGGAUCAGCUAUUUGAGGUGCUGCAGUUAAGCGGAUAUAUGGUUAAUCCUAUUUCCACUCGCAGUCUUCACCUCUAUAAAUCUGUAAACCCGAUCACAAAAGUCACCAAGCUUUUAUACCAAUUUCAAACAACCGCGCACUCUCGGAACCAUCUGGUCAAAAUGGAUCAAGACCCGUGGCAUCCAGAUUUACCCAACCCCACUCGAUCAGAGAAUGAUAAUGGAGGCGGUGUCUCAACGUUAUUACUGGUCUUCAUACCAGUACUAGUGGUCGUACUCACUGUACUGGUAGGAAUGGUAGUAUUUUUGAUAGUUGUGUUGUAUGUACGUCGGAAGAGAGGCAUUAGAUUAUUGGAAGAUGGCGGGCCAUUAGAUUUAUCAAAAGGGGACGGCGUUGUUGGGGAAGGUGGUGUAGAAGGUGUGGAAUCUAGAUGGUUGGAAACGGUAGACCCGGAAGUUCGGGAGGCGUAUAAUCGUGCCAAGGACUGGCAGUCACAAUACCCUCCUACGUCCAUCCCCACCGACAUUACUCUUUCUCAGUUCCUGUCUAUUCAAGAAAAGGGCGUCUCGGCUUGGGCGUUCGAGCCAGAUUAUGAAGACAAUCUUUCCCUUUACGUGCAAUCUCGUACGGAAAUUACAUUCUUGGCGGAUGGUCCUGGUAUGCCCGCUCGCGAGGGAGGUGGUAACAAUGUCAUGGCAAACUUACCUCUUCCCAAGCUCAACGAAGUGUAUUAUUGGGAAGUCAAAAUGUACGACAAGCCGGUUAACACCGAGGUCGCUAUUGGUCUCGCAACCAAGCCUUAUCCAUCGUUCAGGUUACCUGGGUGGAACAAGUACUCUGUCGCGUAUUUUGCUUCGGACGGGUUCAAGUCGCACAAUUACCCGUUUACUUCAGCUUCUUAUGGGCCUGCCUUGGCUGAAGGUGACGUCCUAGGGGUGGGUUACCGCCCUCGAACCGGCACUGUCUUCUUCACUCGCAACGGACGUAAGCUUGAAGAUGCUUAUACCGGUUUGCAACGGCUCAAUCUGUUCCCGACCGUCGGUGCUAAUGGGCCUUGUACAUUGCAUGUCAACCUUGGUCAAGCGGGUUUCGUGUUUAUCGAGGCAAACGUGAAGAAGUGGGGUUUGGCGCCAAUGACUGGUACGCUUGCGCCUCCACCUGCUUAUGGAAGCGAGCGAGGAUCCAUCUUGCUUGAAUCAGGUUAUGGUACGCCAGGUGCUGCGGUUGCUGGAGGAGCUGGACGACCUAAUAGGCACAGUGGCAUGGGCGCGCUGCUAGAAGCUGCUCGGAAUAGGGGCACGUCAGGUCCGGGACCGCAGACACAGAGGACAAGGAGACACAAGCAUAGGGAUCACCGGGUACUUCCUACUGAUCCUCAUGUUUCCAGCCCUCUCCGUCCAAUGGGCUCAGAGGCCGAUUCUUCAAGCGCCGGUGCCACUCCUUCCUCUCCCUCUCCCGCUCCUGGUUUCUCUUCCUACGUUUCACCUACCGACAGGCCCUCUUCUCAAACUCGCGUCCCUCCAUUUGUCAUCUCUUCAUCGUCGUCCUCCGCUUCCGGUUCUGUGGAUGAGGGUGAUAUUGUCGAUGGGGAAGACGAAAGCGCCACCACGCCUCUCGACGCCGAGUUAGAUCGUGAGCAAUCACCUAUCGAGCAUAAUCCACCUACACCCAAUCUUCUCGACAUUUCAAUGCACAGCAUUCGAGGUCAAUACUUUCCUAGCCAGUUCACUUCUCCUCAAGACCCUCCUGUUUCUCACUCUGUCCCAUCGCCAGCACCAGGUCCUUCCAGAUCAAAUUCCGAAUUUCCGCCACCACCAGGUUACGCUCCACUCGACCCACAUGUAUAUGCAAAUGGGUUACCGGCAGACUUGCCGGAAGACAUGGUUAACCAGGCUAUCGCUGCGAUGAGCGAAGCUGAGGUCCAACAAGCACAGACUGAGGCGCUCCCACAGACACAAGGAGGGCAGUCAAUUGAGGAGAGUGGUGAAAGGUCUCAGGGACAAAGAGUGCUCGGAUGGAUCUUUGGUCGGUCAUAAGAAAUUUGGGGUUUCAUUUCCUUUUUUCUUCAUUCAUCCGGUUCUUCUCUUUAAAACAAAUAUUUUGCUUUUGUUGAUAUGUCUAAUUGUUCAAGAAAGGGAUUGUAUUUUGCACGAGAUGCA